This is a messenger RNA of Cylicocyclus nassatus, 489 nucleotides long. The record is from the annotation of a GenBank genome assembly. Lineage: Eukaryota; Metazoa; Nematoda; Chromadorea; Rhabditida; Strongylidae.
AUGCUCUACAUUAGACUUAUUUAUCUCGUACCAUCCAUCAUAUUAUACAUCGCCGUAGUUAUCGUCUUAUACAAGGAAAAGCAACGACUUUUUGGAUCCUUUUAUUCUUUACUUCUUAUACAAGCGAUCACGAACAUCAUUGUAUUCACUAAUAGCUUUUAUUAUGUACAGCUAGCAAAUGAAACCAAGGAUACCAGCUGGUGGCGCAGAAUUUACACGCGUGCUCCUGAAGCAGCUGUACGAAUAGUUCACAAGUUACUUUCAGUCCAAAUGCCUUGCAACUCAUUUGGCCUUCUCGCAGAUUUAUAUGACGUUCUUCAUCUCUCUCAACCGGAUGACUCUUAUUGUGUGGCCAAAUAUGCGUGCUGUGAGGAUGGCUCGCUCACAUAUGGAACUCGUAAGAUAUGCAGAGAAUUGAAAAAAUGGGUUGCCAUGAGUAACAAAUGGGAUGAAGCUGAGGAUCUAUCACUUUCAGGAAAGUUUUCGUAA